Molecule: messenger RNA, 1144 nt
Organism: Penaeus monodon (black tiger shrimp)
Lineage: Eukaryota; Metazoa; Arthropoda; Malacostraca; Decapoda; Penaeidae
Product: retinol dehydrogenase 13-like
Exons: 7
Coding region: 94-1065 (323 amino acids)
Source: RefSeq, a predicted model, not a curated record
UCCGCUAAAUCCGUGUCGCGCAGCCGAGACAACCGGGUCUCGCAAUCACAAGUUUAUCCGGAGUUUUAGUGAUUAAUUUGUGCUUAAUCAACAAUGAAAUGGAAGCCGCCCAGGUAUUUCCUCGGUUUAACGGCCUUCGGGUCAUUUGCUGGAGGAAUCGUCCUGUUCAAAGAGGUACUUAGCGGAGGUAAUUAUCAAGGAGCAGAGAGAUUAGAAGGAAAAACCGUCAUCAUCACGGGUGCAAACACAGGAAUCGGAAAAGAAACGGCAACUGAGAUGGCCAGGAGAGGUGCCAGAGUCAUAAUGGCAUGUAGGGAUAUGGAAAAAUGUAAAGAGGCAAGGAAGGAAGUCGCGUUAGCAACCUUCAACAAAUCGUUAUACUGCCAGGAGUGUGACCUUGCUUCCCUGGAGUCCAUCAGAAAAUUUGCUGAGAGAAUUAAAAAAAAGGAGGACCAAGUAAACAUACUGAUAAACAAUGCUGGAGUGAUGCGCUGUAAAAAGUCGUUCACGGAGGAGGGUAUAGAACUACAGUUAGGGACAAACCACAUGGGACACUUUCUCCUCACGAACCUGCUUCUGGACAAGCUCAAGGCCUCUGCACCAAGUCGCAUCAUCAAUGUGUCUAGUGUAGCACAUAUGAGGGGUAGCAUCAAAUUUGACGAUUUGAAUAGCGAAAAAAAUUACGAUGAAGGGGAUGCUUAUGCACAGAGCAAACUCGCCAAUAUUCUCUUCACUAAAGAAUUAGCUGACAGGUUACAAGGAACUGGGGUAACUUGCAAUGCUGUCCACCCAGGGAUUGUCCUAACGGAGAUUGGGAGACACAUGAGCAUAUAUAAAAGCUGGAUUGCAGCCAUGUUCUUGAAGCCACUGCUUUGGGUCUUCUUGAAAACUCCUCGCCAGGGAGCUCAAACCACCAUCUACACAGCUCUUAGCACUGACCUCGAAGGAGUCAGCGGGAAAUAUUUUAGCAACCAGAAGGAGGCAGCAGUCUCAGAGGCAGCAAUGGAUAAGGAAGCAGCCAAACGAUUAUGGGCCAUUAGUGAACGCUGGACAAGGCUUAUUUAAUGCUUGUUCAGCCUAUCUUAUCAGUGGUUUUUGUAAACUAUUGUAUAUUGUAAAUAGAGUGUGGGAGAUUUUGAGAGAA